AUGCUGUUGCUUGCCUUCCCGAGCUCCGAGGGCUCCUCCUGCUGUCUUGGGAGCGGAGAUUGGCCGCUGGACCCGCACGAGAUACUCGUGCACCCGCAAGAUCUGGAGCACCUACGGGUGCCGGGCUUCGGCUACGUUGCGGUCAACCGCAACAAUGGCAGCGGCGACGCCGACAGCAGCAGGAGCAAAGGUGGCCGUCGCCGUCGUUCAGCAGCAAAAGUAGAACACAGUAAUACUGCAGCACAGGAGGAGGAGGAGGAGGAGGAACGCCAGAAGCCACUCGCCUAUUGCAGAGCGGUUCCAGACGACUCUCUGGCUCCGGGCGAGACUCGAGCUCCCGCGUGGCUCUUGAGUGCCGCGGGAGUACAGCCCCGGCAGCACCUAUCGAUUUCUCGCCCCUCCGAGGUUCAAGAGGCUGAGAAUUUAGCCGUGCCCUUGGGAGGGGAUGACCAACAACAGCACCAUCUGCCCCGUGUCCGUGUUGGUCUGGCCCUCGAGCACCGACAGGGGGAAGAGGACGCCUCGGCAGGGAACCGCCCAUCUCCUGCCGGCAACGGGAUCAUUUCGCAAAACGUGCGCAGCGGUGGUUAUGUUAGCAAGUGCGACAGCCGCGCUAUCGCGAGACGCGUUUCUGGGUGCAUGGUGCGCGACGGGUCGCUUCUGGCUGCCGAGGUUCUGGGCGAGACGGUCCUUAUGCGGGUCAUGGGCAUCUCUUGCGGCAACGACGACGGCGGUGAUGCAUCCCCCGUCAAGCGGCCUUUGAUAAUCAACUCGGGCACCAAGGUUGCGUUGGUGGGACCACAAGAACAGGAGAGAUCUCGGAGUUCACCCGUUUCGUGGGACGGGCAGCCGGUUUCGCCCGGAGGGGAGCAAAGCCGCCGCCGCCGCCCAAGGCGCCGGCCCCAACAGCAAGCUACCAAGGGCUGCACAGAAACCUGGGCUCGGCAGGCACCAGGCUUGGAGGCUGCUCUGAGCGAGCUCCGUGCCCUUGUCCUCCUGUCUGUCGGCGGCAGCAGCGGCGGUGCCUGGUCAGGCGUCCUACCCGCGGGGGUCGCCCUCUGCGGCCCCUCUGGCGUCGGCAAGACCCUCUCGCUCGACCUCCUCGCCGAAGACCUCAGCGAAAACCACGGCGUCCACGUCAUUCGCCUCCUCGGGCCUCAGAUCCUGGCCGGCUCCGGCCAAGGCGGAAGAGGCGGCGGCGGCGGCGGCGGCGGGACGAGAGCCUCGGCAGCGAGCUCGCCGUUGCAAGGGCCGCUCGGCCUGGCCCUCUCCGAGGCCCGCGCCCGCGCUCCGUCCGUCCUCGUCUUCGACGAACUCGACGCCCUGUUCGAUGCGUGCGGCGGCGGCGACGAGGGCGGAGACACCGCCCCUCUGGGCGAGGGGGCGAGGGCGAACGCGGCGCUGCUCGAAGCGCUGGACCGCGCCUCCGCGAUCAAAGGAGUGGCCGUGCUGGGCGCGACUCGCCGUUCGCCGGGCGGGAAGGGGGGCGCCGGGUGGGUGGGGCUGGAAGAGGGCGAAGGUGGAGGAGGCGACGGUGCCGCCCUGCCCGCGGCGUUCCGGAAGCCAGGCCGAUUCGAUAGAUGCGUGGCGAUCGGACCCCCUACGCAAGCGCAGCGCGAAGGGAUCCUUUCUAUGGUUCUGUCGACAGUGGCAGGGGCGGCGGAGUUGGAGCUUGAGCCGCUUUCAACAGCCCUUCAGGCGCGGCCUAUUGCUGGAAGUCCGCCCGACGAGAUGUCGUCGGGAAAACCCGUCGUAAUCGCUUCAAGAGAUGCACCGGACCUGGAGCCGGAGCGAGAACCGAGAACAAUCUUUGCCGAUAAGGACGACGCUCGAGGCGGGCGAGGAGAGGGUCGAGGUUCUUCAGGCAGAGCAGAAAGAAAGACGGAAGACAGCAACAGCGAGUCAACGGAGGCGGGCGCAGCGGCGGCUGCCAUCGCGGAAGAGUGGGCCAAGCGCUUGAGCUCGCUGACCCCCGGCAUGGUCGGGGGCGACCUGGAGCGUCUCGUUCGCACGGCGCGGGCACGCUCCUUGCAGCGCGGGCGGGACCUGGCGGGACAACAAACAACACAGCCCUCGCCCCCCAGGUUUUUGAUGUGGGAAGACGUGAUGGCAGCGGUUGCCAUCACCGUGCCUCGGUCACUGCAGGGCUUAGACGUGGCAUCUGCCGGCAGCGGCGGUGAAGGUGGCGGCGGCGGCGGCGGCGGCAGCGGUCGCGGCCCAACGUGGAGAUCUGUCGGCGGUUUCUCGAAAGCGAAGCGUCGCCUGCAGCGGCUGGUGCAGUGGCCGUGGCUCCACCCCGAAGCGUUCGCACGAAUGGGGGUGUCCGCGCCCGCCGGGGCGCUGCUAUAUGGGCCGAGCGGGUGCGGCAAGAGCCUCGUGGCGCAGGUGUUGGCGACGGAGUGCCUGGCGAAUUUUUUGUGGGUCAGGUCGUCGGAGCUGCUCUCUAGGUACUUGGGCGAGACCGAGGCCAAGCUGAGGGCCCUGUUUUCGAGGGCCCGCGCCGCGGCGCCCUGCAUCCUCUUCCUCGACGAGCUGGACGCGAUCACGGCGAAGCGCGGCGACGGCGGCGGCGGCGAUGAGGGCGAGGGGGGCGGAGGGGCAGGGAGCGUCCACGCGCGCGUCCUCAGCACGCUGCUCAACGAGAUGGACGGAGUCGCUAGCGGCGGCGGUGGCGGCGGCGGCGGCACGUCGGGUUCGUCGCCGUCGCCGACGGGGGGGGGAGGAGUUCUCGUCCUCGCAGCGACAAACCGCCGGGGCGCCCUCGACGCCGCGCUUCUCAGACCGGGCCGGCUGCACGAGAGCGUGGAGCUGGGCUUCCCUGGGAGGGAGGACAGGGAGGGGGUGCUGAGGGUCCACGCGGGCCGCUUGCCCCGCGGGGCGGCUGGGAUAGACCUGGCGCGGCUCAGCCAGGACGACGUGUCGGGCGGGCUCACCUGUGCCGAUCUCGAGGCAGCUUGUCGGGAAGCGGCGAUGAUGGCAAUGAGAGAGGAUCUACACGGCGCGAGAGAGAUGAGUGCAACCGAACCAAAACCAGGUGCAGAAUCGCCAGGCAGUGGUGCUCCAGAAGACUUGCUUCCUGCUGGGGGGACAGAGGUGCCACCCCUCCGACAAACAGCCACGACGAACCCAGAGGCUGCCUCCCUCAGUUUUCCCGAACAUGUCACAGAGGCAGUCAAAACGGCGAUCAUCGGAUUCAAACCCCCUGCGGAACGUGCCAUCGCCACACUCGAGGGUGGGAACAAGGCAAAUAGGUCCAUCAUCAACUUCUAUGGGGUGAGGCUUGAACUGCUGCCCCUGCAGGAAGGACGGCGGAAGCAAGAAUGGGCUUGCCUUGCCUCCCAGGCGUGCCGAGCGAGUGGCAAGAGACUGAAGAUUUUCUCGUACCAAACGUCGGGAGCGACGACGCACCUGAAAGACACGCAUGGGAUCGGGGGUGCGACAUCAGCCGAGAGCACGAAGAGGAAACACGAUGAGUUGACGGCGAAAGGAGACGGCGCCGAAUGUCCCCGCUUUCUACCAAGACGACCCGUCACGGUAGUACACACUCGCGUUCAUCAAGAGCUUCAUCAUCGGUGCGGGAAUCCGUAUCAGCGUAGUGGAGAACGACUACUUCCGGGCAUGUCUGUCGGCUUUUUGCGUGGACACCUUUGA
Molecule: messenger RNA, 3651 nt
Organism: Ectocarpus siliculosus
Lineage: Eukaryota; Phaeophyceae; Ectocarpales; Ectocarpaceae
Source: the annotation of a GenBank genome assembly